UCGUCGUUGUCUGCUUCUAUGGGAUUUGGUGUGCUGGUGGUGUAGGAUUGCCCCAGUGGCUGGUUCGUCGUGGGCGCCGUUGAGAUUCUAUGCUACGGUGACCUCAGCGCGAUUGAUGACUGACCUUGACUGUGUAUACUGACUUACAAUCGAGCUUCUCGGAAUGAGAACUGCCGUUUAGUAUUCACCUACCGACAGCCAAACACCGUAUUUGUCGGCCUCUUCCAAGCUUGCCUUCUCCCCAGAACCUGUCCCAGCUGAACAGGGCCUCCCAUGCUUCUCCCCCCGCCUCCCCAAGACAGACAGGGGACCAACUUGAUAUUUUGCCGUUUCUUACCAGACUUUGGUGCCAACUCCUUCUCCUUUUCGUCUGCAUAGCCGGCGACGGCUCAAGUGGAGUCUGUUUCUCCAUCGAGAUAUUCCAUAGCCUUCUCGCCACUGUAGAAACAAAAGUAAUCCCAUCUUUUUUUGUGUUUGUCCUGUUUCUGGCAUCCGACUGCUGCUCACAUUCUUUCAUUCUGGUAUCUUUUCAUUGUUGGAGCAUCAUUAAAUUUCACUUCGUCUUUCCAACUCUUUUCCAGUCUGCCUACUCGGCAUUGCUCUACGCCCGCACAACGCAUUCUACAUCAAACAGUUGGUAUUUGCUUUUGCAGUUCGCAUUCAGUCUCGACGAACGCUUGAUAUUACUUGCUUCUUCCCUUGGCGCAUGUGCUGAAAGUCGACACGAGGAUUGCCCUGUCAAACUUGAAUCAUUUGGCCGUUUGUGAGUAUAUUUAGUGUUGGAUUGUGUCGUUUGCGGUGCAUCACGACAAACCGUUGAACAGAGUCUUGGAGUGUACACACAUCAGUACAUUUUUCUUCUCCCACAAGCGCAUCUCUUCAGAAAUCUCUCUUUCGACGUUUGUGUCGAUUCCUUCUCGCUUGUUUUCUUGUUUUUUCUUUUUCUUUUUUUCUUCUCCCUUCCCUUCCACGCCUUACUCGCAAACUGCGCGCAAGAGCAAGGAAAAAGAAAAACCACACGCAAAGCACUACUCAACCCCCUUGUCUCCCGCUAUAGCGCCUGGGGCUAUAGCGCUCUCUGGUUGGCUGUGCAAGGUUACAGCACCUGCAGCAUGACGGAAACAGCGGCUCUAGUGAAUUCGGCCCACGCUAUAGCUCCCAACGCUGGUGCUAGCCUGGCCCGCUGCGCUAGCAACGCAGGAACCUUGCGACCUGGAAAACCCAGUAUUUCCUCGUCACGCUGCCCCUCGUCCUCUCCGAUUCCGCGUCCUCAGGGGAACAACACUACAGCCAGUCUUUGCUACCGGCGCAUCGCCAAAUCUUCUCGCCGCUCUCUAACCCUCUCUUCUCUGCCGGUUCCCAAAUCAAACUCGGCUCACGCUAGCCUUGCCGGCUCUGGAACAUCUCGCCGUGUCUCACCCAAUACCGUGCGAGUCAGGACCAAGGCAUCCCCGGCUCAGCCUGCGCUCGACCAUCAGAUAAACUCUGCUCGUCUUCCGCUUCCUACUGCUUCGCUGCAAACCUCUUUGCCUUCCUCCAGACCCCAGUCUGUCGUUUUGCCGCUGCGCACUCGCGCUUCUGUAGACAGUCUGCCAAAGCCUCCCCUUACAGCUGUUGAAGAGACGAGUCCUUCGCCUUCCUCGACAACCAGCGACGAACUCCCUUCUCAAACCUUCGAUACAUCUCCUACCUCGCCAGACACGAGUUCUGAAGUGGCAGAAAUCUACUCUGGACAGUCAUCGAAACGGAGCUCAGCUGCCAGCGACGACUCCUUCACGGCCAAUCACCUUCGGUUGCAGGCAAUCGAAGAGACGCUCCUAAACAGCGGCCGUACUGCCAUCGCCGAAACAAUCCUUGCUGCGCGAACUUCUCACGCAAAUUUGAUACCAUUCUUAUCCGAGUCCAGCCCUACAAAUGAUCAGCGCCGCCCAGUAACGCAUCGUCAUAAGAUCUCGCUCAGAUCCAGUCUGAGUAACGUAUCCUUGCCCUCGACUCCAGUCCGAGUCCCGCCAAUCCGAGGUUUUCGGUCGUCUGGCUCGCGAAAGAGCAGCCUUAUACUAGACAUGAAUGUUUCAACCCAACAAACCAAUGCUGUCGAUGACGGCGUAGCAAAUGACCACACACUCCGCCUUGUCGAUGACCGAGCAGAGCAUGACGCCUUGCAAGUAUCGACACCUACAACUGCACGACAAUCCAAUAUCGAAGAUUCAAGUGAUAUUUUCCUCAAUAUAGCACGCGAAGAGGCAUAUCGUAGAGCAGAAAAUGAGCGCUUCUACGGAGGUUCUUACACUCCACUCUCUUCAUCCGGACGAUCAGGCCACCGUAGACCUCUGUCUACAAGUGUCGCUUAUUAUCAGCAGCCCAUGUCGCCCCCAAAGCUGGCACGCCGACUUUCAGACCAACAAGAGCGACCCAAUUUGAGAGCCAUCGACGAUGACCAAUCUAGCCAAACAUCGCGAAGCAGCACUUUUCGAAGUAUGCUCAGAGAGAAAGCUGCAUCGUCUCAUCCCGCCGAAGAGCUCUCUCGUGCUCGUGGUGGUGGAGUAUCUCUCCGCCAAUCUCCUGCACCUAGAUCUCCUGUAUACCAUGACGAAGCAUUCCAGCAAUCUCGCCGCCGGACCUCUGUUACUGAGAGCACCCCUCCAGUCAGCGGUCGGCAAUACAAAUCAGCAAUUCUUGGACAUGGUCACAGAAAGACGUACAGCUCAUCCCCUCUUAUUCAAUCACUAGAGGGACGGGGCCAGCAGCAAUCUGCCAAUCUUAUGGACGGCACCGAAUCGACAACCUCGACGACAGCACCUUCAACUGUCUGGGACGAGCUUGACGACCUAAAGUCUAGAAUCAACCGCCUGGAGCUUACUGGAAAACUUCCCCCAACCUCGGCUGCAGCAGUCGCUCGCCUAUCUGAUGAACGACCUGCAACAGCGACAACUACAGUUACCAGUGCUUCCUUGUCUCCCAAGCGCCAACCUACCCUUCAGCUGGAUACCCAGAACGGUGUCUCUUCGCACCCCCUCUUACUCACUGCCCUUACAAAGUCGAAACAGAUUCUAGGUCCUGGGGUUUACCAAGCUCUAGAGAGUGCCGCUCACGAUGCUCUUGGGCUGUCCCAAAUGAUGGGCACCGCCGGUCAAGGCCCGAUUUCGAGUGGCGCAAGCGCCAUUGCAUCUGGAUCUACUCCGUCUAUUACGGACAGACAGCUUCGGCGCAAGGCUGACAGUGUAUGCCGCAGCUUAACUGAGCUCUGCCUGGCUUUAAACGAAAAUAUGGCCCAAGGUACCGCAUAUGCCCAACCACAGGCUGCCAACGACAAUCCCCGUGCAACACCAACUACGCCUACUAUCCCCAGAUCGGCGGGAGGGAUGGCGAGCUCGCGACGAUCUAGCAUCACGGCCGACUCGAUCCCACCACCUCCUGGAAGCGCCUCAAGAGUACUCUCGAAAUACGAGGAGCGGAGAAGUGCCCACUUCUCGGCACCUCCCAUCUCCCUCUACACCAACCCCCACAAUCCUACUCCAGACCCCGGAAUGUCUAGGAGGUCAUCUCUACUUAUCUCUCGAACGAGACGAGCACAAACAGAAGAACCAGAAGAGGGUCGAGAAUCACCAUUCUUGCGUUCCAGACGAACCGAGAGAGUGGAUGCUGAGGAUGGCUGCAGAUCAUCAUUGUUGAUACGAAGCCGUAGGGGUUCUGUCGACCAAAAUGAUGAGCCCCAGCUUGGGUCACCGAUGAAAGUCCGUGGUAGCCAGACUGCUGAUUAUUCUCCGGAAAAUCAGACACCAACCACAGAGACUGAUCCCAAUGGUUCUGCGGGGCCAUCCCGUCGAUUCGUUUCCGACUUUCAUUCCCGCGUUACGAUUCCAGCAGGACCAGCUACGACACACCAGAGACGAUACCUUGAACGUGGAACACCCGACCGCGAAGUUAGCACGCGAACUCCAGACUUUAGUGCAAUGCGCCGCCUUUCGCUUCAUAGUCGCAAUAACAGCUUAGGCAGCCGCCGAGUGAACCGCGACAGCAUGACGCCAUCAGCCGAACCGACUGUAGCAGCGGAAUAAAGGCCACAAGAUUACGGAACCUGUACUUCCCUCCAUGGUGUAUAGUCAGGUCAGAAGCUACUUGUAUAUAUUUCUAGAAACGGAGCGGCCUUGCCAUUCUGACUGCUCAUCGUUUUCAACACAACUUAGGCCUGUAUAAGCGAGCAAUCGCAUCUUAUGUGGUACAUUACGAUUAUUCCUGUAUGAUAUUAAAAACAUUGUAGCAUGAAAUUGACUAUUUAAAUGACCAA
This is a messenger RNA of [Torrubiella] hemipterigena, 4288 nucleotides long. Lineage: Eukaryota; Fungi; Ascomycota; Sordariomycetes; Hypocreales; Clavicipitaceae. The record is from the annotation of a GenBank genome assembly.